Messenger RNA from Enterobius vermicularis (human pinworm), 465 nucleotides. Lineage: Eukaryota; Metazoa; Nematoda; Chromadorea; Rhabditida; Oxyuridae. The record is from the annotation of a GenBank genome assembly.
AUGCACUGCUGCACUAGCACAUUUACAGCUGUGGAUGGCGACUGGAGUGAAUGGACGAAAUGGUCAGAUUGUUCUGCCAAGUGUGGUUUUUCAUUUCAGACUAGGCAUCGUUUUUGCAAUAAUCCUGCACCUGCCGGGAGGGGUGCAUCGUGUUUUGGCUUGGCAACUAUGUCCUUGCUUUGUCCUACAAAACCGUGUAAAGUUUUGGUCAAUGGACAGUGGUCUUCAUGGAGUAAAUGGUCGGAAUGCUCAGCUGAAUGUGGUAUUGGAACAAAGAUGAGAACUCGUUUGUGCAAGAAUCCGCUACCGUCUGAAGGAGGAUAUCCAUGUUUUGGAGCAAAUUAUGAAGAAUCUCUUUGUUUUAAUGACAAGAAACAUUUAAAUGAUGACGUCGUUUGCUCGAACGUGAUUCGAGAUGCAAAUAUUAUUGAGAGUGGUGGAAAUGGUUUACUGCCUAUAAAAUAA